Nematolebias whitei (Rio pearlfish) is the source of this 610-nucleotide messenger RNA. Its product is annotated as rho guanine nucleotide exchange factor 7. The transcript has 5 exons. The record is from RefSeq and is a predicted model, not a curated record. Bases 1 to 426 code for a protein of 141 amino acids. Lineage: Eukaryota; Metazoa; Chordata; Actinopteri; Cyprinodontiformes; Rivulidae.
AUGGGUCAGCCCGGAUACAUUUCUAUAGUUCACAUCAUCAACACGCAGAGACAGGGUCUUCAAGAAAGACUGAUGCUUCUGUUUCCUGAAGACGUCCUGCUGCUUUCUGUCGACAGCAAACGGCUGAAUGUAAAAUACGAGGGCAGGUUGGCUCGAAACGGCAUUAAAGCAGUGGAGCGCACAGCUCGUCCUGGAAGGCUCGAGUUUGAGCUGAUAGGUGAGCUGCUGGAGCCUCUGCAGGUCUCGUGCACCUGCCUGGAGGAUUACCAGAACUGGGUUUUUCACCUGCAGCAGCCAGACAGAAGAAGCCACGUCACUGAGGGUCACCCUCCGCCUCCCCUCCAUCCAAAGCUCCAAGGGAGCAGGAAGCCGACCCAGGAGCUGAUCACAGCAGCCGAUCAGAACCACAUCAACGGGAGAGGCUGACCUGCCGCACUGAAGGAACCAAAGUAGUCACUAAUGUAAAAACAUGUUCAGUACCACUCCACAAUAAGGCUUCUUUAUAAAGGGUUUAUUAAUGCUUUAUAAAUGAGUUGAUAAAACAUUUUAAAACUAUUUUCAUUCCGUAAAGCAGUUUGAAAUGAUCAAGUGCUGUACUGUUAGUUAUUCA